AUGGAAUAUCAUGCUUCUGCACCACAGCGCAUGGUGCUAUGUGCCGAUUGCGGGAUUCCUAUUGAGCCCAACAAUGCAAAUCGAUGUGUGAAUUGCCUGCGGAACAGCAUUGACAUCACAGAGUCGAUUCCAAGGCAAGCGACCAUCAACUUUUGCCGUAACUGUGAGCGGUACUUGAAUCCGCCUAAUACCUGGGUCAUUGCGCAACUUGAGAGUCGUGAGCUUCUUGCUAUUUGUCUCAAGAAGCUCCGUGGCCUCAAGUCUGUGCGUCUCGUCGAUGCUAACUUUGUAUGGACUGAGCCGCACAGUAAGCGCUUGCGCGUAAAACUCACGGUGCAGAAAGAGGUAUACACGUCGACAAUUCUCGAACGGUGUUUCGAAGUGGAAAUUCUCGUCCAGUAUGGACAGUGUCCUGACUGCACGCGACUUGCGGCCAAAAAUAUGUGGAAGGCCGCCGUGCAAGUACGGCAGAAAGUGGCACACAAACGUACCUUCUUAUACCUAGAACAGCUGAUCCUGAAGUACAAUGCACACCGCGAGACUGUAUCUGUCCAAGAAAAGAAAGAUGGUCUCGACUUUUUCUAUGUUCAGCGUGCACAUGCGAUUCGCAUGUGCGAGUUCCUUGCGAGUGUUGUGCCAGUGAGGAUGAACAAGUCCGAACAACUGAUCAGUAUGGAUGUGCACACGAGUCAGAGCAACUACAAAUUCACAUACAGCGUAGAGAUCGUGCCGUUGUGUAAAGACGACUUGAUCUGCUUGCCACUUCAUGUGGCGCGCUCUCUUGGCAACAUUGGACAGUUUGUGCUUCCCUACCGUAUAAGCAACGUCAUCAAGCUCAUUGAUCCUGUGACGCUUCAAAUGGCUGACUUGACGGCAGAAAAGUAUUGGCGCGAUCCAUUCCCUGCACUGUGCUCCAUACCAGAAAUGGUCGAGUUCCUUGUGCUGGACAUCGAGACGACAGGUACAAUUGCUCAUGGACCCCAUGGGCAAAGCAUGAGCAAGUUUAUGGCAGCUGAUGCGCAAGUCUCGCCGCUACAUGCGAGCACGUUUGGCGAGUCAGAUGCUGUGUACCAUGUACGCACACAUUUGGGCCAUAUCUUGAACCCUGGCGACACUGUCAUGGGAUACUAUCUAGCGACGGCCAACUUCAAUUCCGACGAAUGGGAUGCCAUUCCAGAAGAGCGACGGCCAGACGUGGUGCUGGUAAAGAAGAGUUACCCAGAGCGCAAGCGCCGCUCGAAACGCAAUUGGAAACUCAAGAGUAUCGCCAAAGAAGCCGAGGACCCCAGCGCUGGCGAGCAUGUUGUGGGUCGUGGUGCGCUUGGUCGCCGAGGUGGUCUAGAUUCACAGCGUGUUGAGCGUGACUACGAGCAGUUCCUGCGUGACUUGGAGGAGGACGAAGAGAUGCGCGCGAAUGUCAAUAUGUACAAGGACAAGGAACGCAUUGCACGUGACGAAGAGCGCCGUCGUCGUCGUGAAACUCGGUAUCGUGAUCCACAAGCUAUGGAGGACGAUGAGGACGACCAACAGCCGCCUCGCGACUCCUCAUCUGCUAUGGACUCGAUGGAUGAUGGCGGUGCGACGACUGACAAUGACAGUGAAUAUGGCUCCGAUAGCGAACUGCCACGUGUGCAGCUGGAUGAGCUGCUCGACGACAUGGAUGAAAUGGCCAUUGAGGAAGACUAA
Malassezia globosa CBS 7966 is the source of this 1686-nucleotide messenger RNA. RefSeq lists its product as uncharacterized. The coding region runs from base 1 to 1686 and encodes 561 amino acids. Lineage: Eukaryota; Fungi; Basidiomycota; Malasseziomycetes; Malasseziales; Malasseziaceae. Gene Ontology annotation, biological process: ribosomal large subunit export from nucleus. Gene Ontology annotation, cellular component: nucleus; cytoplasm. Gene Ontology annotation, molecular function: ribosomal large subunit binding. The record is from RefSeq and is a predicted model, not a curated record. The transcript has a single exon.